GGCAACAGCAAACUGGGGUCAGCCCUGAUGGUGUGUGAGGGGCCAUGGGGGUGUCAGGAGAGUAUGAAAGGACUUGAAGUUGGCCUGGGGGCAGCAAGGGGCUUGGGGUGUGAGCCACAAAAGGAUUUCGGGCAGGGUGUGAGGUCUGAGUGGGGGAUGGCUGGCUACGGGCAUAGGGGGGCUGUUUGUGUCCCCCCUCCUGUGCAGUGGAGCCAUUGUGGUGGCUGGAGCUGGGGCUGUGACAUCACAGCAGUAUUGGGGUUUGGGGCAGGUACAUCCUUCAUUCUGGUAUCAGGGGUACUGGAGUUUAGAGGCCAUGUCUUGUGCUGGAUUCUGACUUCAGUCCCCAGCAGGACAGGGGAAUAGGACAACCCGCUUGGCACAGAGGAGGGAGAGCCACCCACAGCUCCCCUCUCCCUCAGGCUAUCAUGGGACAAUGUGACACAGAGAGGAGUGCUGCAGGCACACAGUCCCCCAGACGGGGACAGCAUUUGAGCAGGGUACACUCCAGCCAUUGCACAGUCCAGCAGGCUGGGGACAAGGGCACAGUGGGGCAUCCUGGGACUGUGCAGUACAGCAGGGGCACUGGCACGAGGCUCAGCAGGUCAGAGACUGCCCUUUCAAGGGCCCGAAGCUUGGGCAGGCAGAGGCAGGCAGGUCAGUGCUUUCUACCUCUCCAUGCCUGUCCUGUGGGACUGGGGAUGUGGGGACAGUGGGCUCAGACAGGGUUGUCCUCACAGGGCACUCAGCAGCCACCACCACCAGCUACCAGGUUGGCUGCCAGCACUCACUUAACCCUGAGCAGCUCAAGAAGGCCAGGCUGCAUGUAGAGAUGGCCACUAAGGAGAAGAAGAUCUUCGUGGUACAGGGCACCUAUCCCAUCAUCCGCCGUGAGCUGCGAGCCCGAGGUUGGGUGGAGAAGAAGCUCCCCGGCAUGGGCAGACAGCAUUUUGGUGACCAAAACAAACAGCGGCUGGAGACACGGCCAAGUAAUGGUGGUGGUGGGCAGAGGGAGGCACUGCUGAACCCACCUGGUGGGGCACAGCCUUUUCUGGGGCCCACAGACCCCCUGCACUACCCCUGGCCACCUGCUGAGAAGGAGGAAGAGCAGUGUGAUGAGGACCCCAAUGGCAUCCAUGACUUCAUGUCCUACCUGGUGCGGGACCGCUCGCCAAACUUCAUCUGGACCAACUUCCUUGACACCAUCGAUCGCAAGCUGCUGCAGCAGGACAACAUAGUGAACCACUAUGCCCGGGUGGAUGCGUUCACCACUAAGGAGGGGCUGUGCCUCAGCCUACAAAAGCUGCCGUGGAUUGAGCAAGCUGACCCCAACACCUUCUUCCCUCGGUGCUACCGGCUGGGGACCAUGGAUGAGCGAGAAGCUUUCAUUGAGGAUUUCCGCCUGACAGCAGCACGCAGCCUCCUCAAACUGGCCCUGGAGGAGGCUGGGGAGAGGCCAGUGAGGACUCAGCAGGUCCCAAACUCGGCCAAGGGGGCGGCACGGCCAGGCUCCCCCCUGUACCCUGAGCUGGUGGAGGAAGCCCUGGAGGUCUGUGAGCAGCACCUGAGUGUUCUACGGCACCAGGACAUCGACAGGAACACCCCGUCCCCAUGCAGGACAUGCAUCGACUGGGACCGCUUCCUGCAGCAAUACUACCGUGUGGCACAUGAGGGGGCAGGGCUGGUGCUAACCAAGCAGCAGCAGAAGCACUGCCAGAACCUGCUGCGACACCUGGCAGAGAAGCUGCCCCAGCUUGACAUGGAGGGCAAGCUCAACAUCUGGAUCCUCAAGCCUGGUGCUGAAUCCCAAGGCAGGGGUAUCAUCUGCACGACACGGCUGGAGGAGGUGCUGCAGCUGGCAUGGAGCUGCACAGCACCCUCGGUGCAGGUGGGCAGAUGGGUGGUGCAGAAGUACGUGGAGCGGCUGCUGACCAUUUUUGGCACCAAAUUCGACAUCCGGCAAUGGUUUGUUGUGACUGACUGGAAGCCACUGACGGUCUGGUUCUACCAAGACUGCUACCUGCGCUUCUGUUCCAGGCCCUUUUCCUUGUGUCACCUGGAGCGUGCCAGGCACCUCUGCAACGUCUCCAUCCAGAAGUGGUACAAGACAUCACCAGACCAGGACCCCCGUGUGCCUCCUGACAAGAUCUGGUCAAACAAGCAGUUCCAGGAAUACCUAGCACAGCUGGGGCAGGCAGAUGCUUGGCACCACGUGCUGGUGCCCGGCAUGAAGGCGGCGAUCCUGAGCGCUCUGCGCAGUGCCCAGGACCAGGUGCGCUUCCGCAAGGGCAGCUUCGAGCUCUAUGGGGCCGACUUCCUUGUCGGGGAGGACUUCCAGCCCUGGCUGCUGGAGAUCAACUCCUGCCCCACCAUGAGCCCCUCCUCGGCAGUGACCCGACGGCUCUGUGCCAACGUCCAGCGGGACACGCUGCGCCUCGUGCUCGACCGCAAGCACAACCCCACCUGUUCCAUUGGAGCGUUUGAGCUCAUCUACAAGGAGGCAGCUGUGCCCAAGUCUCUGUCAGCACAUGUGAAGCUGAUGGUCAAAGGCUGUUCCCUGAAGAAUCCCCAGCCAGCAGAGCAGCAAGAACAAGACAAGCCCCCCACCGCUGUGGCCAAUGCCCUUCACCAUCCUGCGUUCCCAGGGGCCAGAGCCCAUGCACAGCAUCAAUUCCUCACCAUUGUGCCCAGUGUCACCAAGCUCCCUGUGUUCCUAGGGGGCAGAAGCACCCAGGUGCCCCAGAGAGCAUGGCCUCGAUUUCCUACAAAGGUGCCCAGUGUCACCAAGCUCCCUGUGUCCCUGGGGGGCAGAAGCACCCAGGUGCCCCAGAGAGCAUGGCCUCGAUUUCCUACAAAGGUGCCCAGUGCCUCCAAGCCAUCUGUGUCCCCAGGGGGCAGAAUCACCCAGGCGACCCAGCCCAGAACAGCAACAGGGAAGCUGCCUCCUCUUGAGCAACUGCUCCAGAGCUACUGCCCUUCCCCCAGCUUUGAUGCCCCAGCACCACCAAAGCCUUGGGGCUCCUCUGCUGGGAGCCAGGGGCUGCCACGACUUGGUCACCUGCCUGGGCAGCCCCAGCCUGCACAGCCCCAGAUUAAUAGUUGUCCCCUGGAUUGGGCACCUGUGCCACCACCCCGGGGAACCCCCAGCAACCCCUGGCUAUCCCAGGGUUAUGCAUGCUUCUUCUCUCCUGCCAAGCCUCUGCAACAACCUCUGUCUGCACACAGCACCAGAAUCCUGUGCCUGAAGCAGAGGCACACAGCAGCUCCCAAUGGGAUGUAGAAGACUUGGGACACUGAGACACCCCCAGGAGUGGACAGCACUCUCCCUGUCCUUGCUGGGUCAACACUGCAGUCCCUGCCUACCUCUCAUCCCAAAGAGCUCCCACUGCUGUGUCGCGGUACCCAGCUCCUCCCUCAUGCACACUUUAAAAUAAUUCCGUGAUAA
This is a messenger RNA of Hirundo rustica (Barn swallow), 3445 nucleotides long. It is a transcript of the gene TTLL3, whose product is annotated as tubulin tyrosine ligase like 3. The transcript is spliced from 10 exons. Gene Ontology annotation, cellular component: cilium. The record is from RefSeq and is a predicted model, not a curated record. Lineage: Eukaryota; Metazoa; Chordata; Aves; Passeriformes; Hirundinidae. Gene Ontology annotation, molecular function: protein-glycine ligase activity, initiating. Gene Ontology annotation, biological process: cilium movement; protein polyglycylation; cilium assembly.